AUGGAGCCCCCCAGAAGAGGUGGUGCAGAACUCUUGUUCGAUGGUGUCAAAAAGCAUCAGGUGACUCUGCCCUCUCAACCAGAGCCUUGGGAUAUCAGGAACCUACUACAGUGGAUCAAACAGAAUCUGUUGAAAGAACGACCAGAAUUAUUUAUGCAAGGGGAAUCUGUGAGGCCAGGAAUUUUGGUGCUCAUCAACGACGCAGACUGGGAGCUAAUGGGUGAGCUGGAUUAUAAACUCCAGGACCAGGAUAAUGUGCUUUUCAUCUCGACAUUGCACGGCGGGUGAACUCCUGGAAAAACAAGAGGACAUGAAUCCAAACCCUUGGGCAAAUAAAACCCACAAACAAAAACUGAAACCUGCCCCAACCUCUCUGGAACUGCCUGUGCCUGAUCUCUGCAUCUUCCCACCACGUUCACAUGUUACUACCCAUCCAAAUAAAGCCCUGCCAGCACGUGGCCUGCUGUCCACCACAACAGCAUCCAUCUUUUGGUCCUCAUUUCGCUUCUCCUGACUGCACUUCCAGGUACCCCCAUGAGCAGAGAGCUCCUGCAGCACGUGGGACUUUGUUUAUCCAUGAAGGGAGAAAGAGGGGUGCUGA
This is a messenger RNA of Chaetura pelagica (chimney swift), 601 nucleotides long. RefSeq names its product ubiquitin-related modifier 1. Gene Ontology annotation, biological process: tRNA thio-modification; protein urmylation. Gene Ontology annotation, molecular function: protein tag activity. The transcript is spliced from 5 exons. Gene Ontology annotation, cellular component: cytoplasm; nucleus. Lineage: Eukaryota; Metazoa; Chordata; Aves; Apodiformes; Apodidae. Bases 1 to 288 code for a protein of 95 amino acids. The record is from RefSeq and is a predicted model, not a curated record.